GUGCAAUAUGGCUAUUACAUAUUACAAAUGCAUAUAGCCCACCAAUAUGGAGCCACAAGUUACGUGUAAUAUUAAUAUUAUUGUUUAGAUGGGAUCAUAUGAGUCGUGGAAACCGAACGCCCCCUUGCAUUGGUUUUGAUGGUGACGUAAUCUAAUAUUGUUUACUCCGGAAGCUACUAUUGGUUGGUUGCUGACUUGUUUGUAACAAAGAACUCCAGGAAGAGAUUCGCAUACAGUAUAUUGGCUUUAUAGAAGUGUGGAAAUUUGCACGGUCUGACCAAAACGACUAUUUUUUUUUAUAUAAUAACUGACAUUUGUUUGAAAUCGAUUCUCAGAAUACCAUGUCAGUAGCAAACGAUUUGAGUGCUGGGGACUGCAUUGACGCCAGGCGGGGCGAUGGACAAGAGUGCGAGGGCCCCUGUGGUGGCUCUGGGUCCAUGCAGGUGGAUGCCAAACCUCAGUCCCAUUGCUUCAGGUACAGUCUCAGUUACCCCAGCAUUGGCCAGUGUAUCAUCAUCAACAACAAGAACUUUGACAGAAGAACAGGUAUGAAUGUACGCAAUGGCACAGAUGUGGAUGCAGGCAAUGUGAUUAAGGUGUUUGGGAAACUGGGUUAUAAGGUGAAGAUUUACAACGACCAGACAGUGGACCAGAUCAAGCAUGUUUUAACCACAGCCUCCAAGGAGGACCACAGCUGCUCCGCCUCGUUCGUGUGUGUCCUGCUGAGUCACGGGGACGAUAGUGUGUUCUUCGGGACGGAUGCCUCCAUCGAGCUCAAGAGCCUCACCACCCUGUUCCGGGGCGACCGCUGCAACUCGUUGGUUGGCAAGCCCAAACUCUUCUUCAUUCAGGCUUGCAGAGGUACUGAUCUGGACGUGGGCAUCGAGGCAGACAGCAGUUCAGACGGGAGCUCAACCAGGAUCCCUGUGGAAGCAGACUUCCUCUAUGCCUACUCCACAGCUCCAGGCUACUACUCGUGGAGGAACACUCAGACUGGCUCCUGGUUCAUCCAAUCGCUGUGUGAGAUGAUUGGCAAGUACAGCAAAGAGCUGGAGGUCCAACACAUCCUGACCCGGGUCAACCACAAAGUGGCGACAGAGUUUGAGUCUGCGUCAAACUCUCCUGGUUUCGAUGCCAAGAAGCAGAUCCCCUGCAUCGUAUCAAUGCUGACCAAAGAGAUGUACUUUACACCAUGAUAGGAGAAAGGUGUGAAGAAGCUCUUCAUUUGCCUGGUCCCAGAUCGAUUUUAGCUGUCUCGCCAACAGCUAUUGUCACUGUUAUAGGAGUUGGCAAUAGAGGAAAAACAGACCUGGGAUCAGGCUAGCUUCUAUCUGAGUGAGGGCAAUAGAUGUGUGUUUUGGUUGUGGAUUGUAAUUAGCUGAAUUUUUAACACCACUGCUCAAUCACUCUGGAUCAAGUUGGACUUGGUUUAAACUUGUAGGCUUAAGUAUCACAUUUUAUGUUGGAGGUUUAAACCUCUGUCAUGCUUUCAUCCUGAUGUCAUGCACAGAGAAGUUGACUUUUCUUCAGGGUUGGGGUCAGUUCACGCUUCAAUUCCAUCAACUGAGGAAGUGAAAAAUUGAAUUAACUUCCUAAAUGUACUGAUUGAUUUGAAAGUUGAAUUGACCCCAACCCUGCUUCUUACUGAAUGAUCCCUUUUGUGUUAAGUUUAACAGAUGUAUAUAACAUUUUGGGAGUAGAUUGCAGGUGUAGUGUGUUGUAAUCAAAUCAUGGAUGUGCAACUCGUCUACAAGCACCAGCAAUUCUCCCUCCUCAGGUUUCUCAUACAGUUUUAUUUAAACAUUUUAUUUAAUUAUUUUUUACAAUGUCUAGAACUACACAUACAUUUUGUUGGAUACUUGAAUGAGUAGUCAAAGUACAUUGCUCAAUGGAUUAUGUUACGUUUGUCUUUUGUAUUGGUUUAAAUUGUUUAUAUAUAUUGUUUAGGUCCAUUAUAGUUGUACUGUGAAAGAAACUAUCCUGUAAAAAAAUGUAUUCUCCAGAAAUAAGACUUCCCCUUUCACCUUCCUUCUUGAAAUCAGUGUCUCUUUCAGUCGGCCCCAAACGGUCAAUUGCAAGCUCUUCCUGACCUGAACAUGACCAAAUGCUUAUUCCAUUUGUAGGUUAAAAACAUUUGCUCCUGUCCUGGCAUAAACAAGUGUGUGGUAUGCCGGUAGGAUGUGUAUGAUGAUAGUAGAGAGGAUGUGUCCUCUCUAACUUGGAAGAUACAUUUUGCCUACAUAUUAAAGGCCCAGUUGUAGAAGCACUACUAGACAGUAGGCUUAAAGGUGCACUCCGGUAGUGAUGCGUGGAAUCAGCUGUUUGUUUAACCUCACCCGCCCUCAAUUGCUAAUAACCCACCUGCAACUGUCUGACUAUGUGAUGAAAUGAAAAUGCAGUGCAAAAUUGACACAUGACAUCAGUUUGACGGAAAUUAAAAGCUGUGAAAAUGACCUAACAUGUUUCUGAUAAAAUUUCAGGUCUGCUAAAUCAUAUUUCUCCACUCCUGUUCCUGAGUCAAAAUGUACGUUGGUAUAUAAUUUUACUGCAAGAACGGCUUAAUUCUGCACGAGUUAAUUACAUUCUUAAAUAUUUUAAACAAUCAUAAUGGUGCCAGAGGAGAUGGCUGCCAUUUUACGGACUUUUAACCAAUUGUGCUGUUUUGUGUGGGGUUUUUUCAUGUUUUUUCAUUUGUAACUUAUUUUGUACAUAAUGUUUUUGCCACCGUCUGUUAUGACCAAAAGGAGCUUCUGGAUAUCAGAACAGCGAUUACUCACUUCGAACUGGACAAAUAUUUUUUCUUUAACGAGUCAGACGCAAAGCAUUUACUCCAGAUACCCGACCAGGCAGAUACAGGGGACGCAGGUCCAAAUUGUGAGAAUUUGUCUGCAAGUGGGUAACCCUUCUCUACCAUCUGUACUAUUGGCCAACGUGCAAUCAUUGAAUAAUACACGAGAUGAGCUCCGUUCAAGACAACUACCAACGGGACAUUAAAACUGUAAUAUCUUGUGUUUCACCGAGUCGUGGCUGAACGACGACAUUGAUGAUAUACAGUUGGCUGGUAUUUCCGUGCAUCGGCAAGACAGAACAACCGCCUCUGGUAUAAGACAAGGGUUCUCGGUCUAGUAGUCAAUAACAGCUGGUGCGCAAAAUCAAGUCUGAAGGAAGUCUCAAGGUUUUGCUCGCCUGAGGUAUAAGCUGUAGACCACACUAUUUGGGGCAGCAGGUAGCCUAGUGGUUAGAGAAUUGGGCCAGUAACCAAAAGGUUGCUAGAUCGAAUCCCCGAGCUGACAAGGUAAAAAUCUGUUCUGUCCCUGAACAAGUUAAAUUAUGAGGACUUGAUGUAUUUUGAAAGCUAAAACACUGAGUAUUAUAAUAAAUACCACUUUGAUGAUGUCAUACAAGCAAGUCAAACACCUGUGAGUCCAAAUAUUCACUUCCAUAUUGUAAAACUUGGCAUAUACAGAGUCAAUGUUCAUGAUCACUAUGAUUGACAUACAGUUACAAGAUGACGUGGCAUUAUACCCUGGGUUGUCCUGAACAGAAUGAGUAUUGUUUGUUCUGUGUGAAGAGAAUUUUCAGCGGACCACACAUCUGAAUGAACUCAACUCCAUUCUAUGUGCACCGAAAUGACGAUCUACUUCUCUGAAUUGUCUUGUAAUUGUAUAGUUUAGCUAGUCAUGUUGACAAUAGAACAGGCUUUCAAAUGAAGCCCACCUGACCCAGAUUGCUAUUUAUAAUGGAUCGUAUUUGGAUUGCACAAACAAUUGUGUAAAGGCGGGAAGGCAGGAAUGUGUACCAAAGAAAACAACUGCAAGUGUGCUUGCUCUAGUUCCUCAACGGCACAGCUAGGAGAGCUCAAAAAAGGAAAGUCAACUAUGAAGUGCUAUGAGUCAUAAAAGUGCAUUGAAGUUACCUAGGAAACCGUGCACACUUUGGAGAGGUGUGUGGCCAUUUGGAAACACCAGUUAGACCUCUCACUCAAACCCCUUGUCAUUUAUGGGUCUUAUGUUGCACCUACUCAAAAUGUUUCAAGAAUAUUCUUAUCAUAUGUUACUGAAUGUUUCCAGAGUAUUUUCAGAUUUCCUUAUCAACAAAUGCGCCGAAUAGUUCAGUAUAUGUAACAUGAACAUAAAACCAAGUGUAAUGUUAGGAUUCAGUCGUGUCAGCUGAACUGUUGUGUCCUCACCUUUAGUCUAAUAUUUUUUUCCCCAUCAUCUCCAGAAUGUCCCUUUUAAAUUGCUACCAUUGGUUAUACAUGCAGAAGAAAUAUGGAAAAAGUGUAAGAAACAUAUCAAUUUAGCCCUAUCCAAAUAGGCCAAUUCCCACGAGUGUAAGGGGUUACACUGUUCCUAGGCCUUCAUUGUAAAUAAGAAUAUGUUCUUAACUUACUUGCCAAGUUAAAUAAAGGUUUUAAAAA
This is a messenger RNA of Oncorhynchus gorbuscha (pink salmon), 4420 nucleotides long. RefSeq names its product caspase-3-like. Gene Ontology annotation, cellular component: cytoplasm. Gene Ontology annotation, biological process: keratinocyte differentiation; proteolysis; positive regulation of apoptotic process. The transcript has 6 exons. Lineage: Eukaryota; Metazoa; Chordata; Actinopteri; Salmoniformes; Salmonidae. The record is from RefSeq and is a predicted model, not a curated record. The coding region runs from base 342 to 1196 and encodes 284 amino acids.